Oryza brachyantha (malo sina) is the source of this 1235-nucleotide messenger RNA. Its product is annotated as splicing factor 3A subunit 2. Gene Ontology annotation, molecular function: zinc ion binding; nucleic acid binding. The coding region runs from base 67 to 1035 and encodes 322 amino acids. The transcript is spliced from 7 exons. Gene Ontology annotation, biological process: spliceosomal complex assembly. NCBI's taxonomy places the organism in Eukaryota, Viridiplantae, Streptophyta, Magnoliopsida, Poales, Poaceae. Gene Ontology annotation, cellular component: catalytic step 2 spliceosome; U2-type prespliceosome; nucleus. The record is from RefSeq and is a predicted model, not a curated record.
CAGAGAGGAGGGGGGGCACCAGCAAGACAGCACGAGGUUAAGCGGCGGCGAGACCGAGCGGACGCCAUGGAUCGCGAGUGGGGCUCCAAGCCCGGCAGCGGCGGCGCCGCCUCCGCGCAGAAUGAGGCCAUCGACCGGCGGGAGCGUCUCCGCCGCCUCGCCCUCGAGACCAUCGACCUCGCCAAGGACCCUUACUUCAUGCGCAACCACCUCGGCAGCUACGAGUGCAAGCUGUGCCUGACGCUGCACAACAACGAGGGGAACUACCUGGCUCAUACGCAGGGGAAGCGUCACCAGACCAACCUCGCCAAGCGUGCCGCCCGGGAGGCCAAGGAUGCGCCCGCGCAGCCCCAGCCCAACAAGCGCAAGUUCGCGCCCCGCAAGUCUGUUAAGAUUGGCAGACCCGGCUAUAGGGUGACUAAGCAGUAUGAUCCUGACACGAAGCAACACUCAUUCCUUUUUGAGAUUCAAUACCCAGAAAUAGAAGAAAAUACCAAGCCAAGGCACCGUUUCAUGGCAUCAUAUGAACAGAAAGUCCAAUCUUGGGAUAAAAAGUAUCAAUAUCUACUUUUUGCAGCAGAGCCAUAUGAAAUUAUUGGCUUUAAGAUACCAAGCACGGAGAUUGACAAAUCGGCAGAUAAAUUCUUCAACUAUUGGGAUCCAGACAAGAAGCUGUACAUUCUCCAGUUAUACUUUAAAGCAAGACAGCCAGAAGCUAAUAAGCCACCUGCAGCUCCUGGGACUUUGCCAAAUGGGUCUGGAGGUCCACCACGCCCACCACCGCCACAGGUUCCGCCACCACCUCCACAGGCUCCGCCGCCGCCUCCACCAAAUGCACCUAUGGGUAUGCCCCCAAGGAUCCCACCCCCACCUCUCGGGGGUUCUCAACCUCCACCACCCCCACCACUGCUUGCAAAUGGACCUCCACGAUCAAUCCCACCCCCACCUAUGACUGGUGGUGCGAUGGCUAACUUCACGCCUGGGGCGCCUCCUCCACGUCCUCCAAUGCAAGGAUUUCCUGGGCCGCAGCAGUAGAUGACACAAGUGCCAGCAACUGAGGUCGGGCUACAAAUGCUGUAACACAUUCUUAGCUUGCUGUGGAAUGCCUUUUGACCCAAACUUGUAUGUUGUCAAAUACAUUACAUAUUUACAUUUUCUCUUAGACUACACUGUUGUCAAUCUCAUGAAAUUUUCUGCCAUAUACUUUUUUUUUUUUCCAAAGCGUUUGGUGUCAA